Sesamum indicum (sesame) is the source of this 2404-nucleotide messenger RNA. RefSeq lists its product as uncharacterized. The record is from RefSeq and is a predicted model, not a curated record. Gene Ontology annotation, molecular function: protein binding. Lineage: Eukaryota; Viridiplantae; Streptophyta; Magnoliopsida; Lamiales; Pedaliaceae.
GUGCAACUCUUGUUUUUGGUGCUUACUAAAUAUCGUCUUCUCAUCUCCACAAUUAUCUUCCUAUCCUUCUAUCCAAUCUUCCAUCUCCCUCUUUUUAUCAUCUUAUUGUUCUUCUAUAUAUACACGUACACAUACAUAUAUACCACAUAAGAAAGAAAGAAUCAUCUCACUUCACACCCCUCCUCCACUUCCACACUUGAAUUCCGGUUUGAUUGAAUUUAAAGCAAAGUCUAGACUCUACUCAUCCAUUUCUUUUCCAAGAUCCGAGAGAGAUUCAUACAACAGCAGCAAGUUCAAGAUUUCUCUUUGUUUUUCCCUUUUUCCUCGAUGGAUUGAAAGGACUCCUUUUACACGGGCUCUCCGUUAUCUGAUUUUGACUGUUUCUUCACCCCCCACUAUUUUUAGUCACACCUCCUCUCUUUCUGCUCAGCCUUUGGUCUUCUUGCUAAUCCAGCUUUUGUUAUAGUCCCUUUGCUUUGUUCUGUUGAUUAGCAAAAUAAUGAGGCUCAAAGCUUUUUCAUCCAUUGUGGAUUGCUCACAUCAUGCCUCUCAAGCCUUUGCUCCUACCGUCCCUUCAUCCCUUUUCGCAUCGUCUUUUCGUUGUCGGCCUGUCUCCCUUAUUGUUCUUUCCGACCCUUUUGUAUCAAAAACUCUCUUGAAGUCUCAAUCUUUUAACAAGAUUUCGAGAGGUCAUACUAUUCGACGUUCGUGUAGCUCAAACUUGGAUGAUGUUGAUCACGAGGAACCAUCGUUUCAAGUAGAAGGAUUGGCUAAUAAUUCUGGUGGAGUGGAUAGUGGGGACGAUGGAAGGCAUAGGAAAAAGAAUGUACAUUGCGCAACAUCCAAGAAAAGCCCAUUUGCGGGUGAAAAUGGAGGGGAUCAAGAUUCGUUCUUGCAUUCAAGAUUCGAUUUCUUGGAGCCAAUGAUGCUCGGGAUUAGGCCGGAGUUCCCGGAUUGGCCGGAUCAAGAGACUGUUGUUUGGGCUACAAUUGAACAAAAGGCUAAGAGUUGUGACAUUCCCCUGUCUCUUAGGAUGAUAAAGAAGAAACUACAACGGGAAGAGGGCUUUACAGAAUCCAAAGAAUCGCCUGCGUAUUGCUCUGUGAAGACGGCUUUCUCUUCAAUGGUUUUCAUUGUCGUUGAACUUCAGAGCUAUGCGCUGCAUAUGAGGGAAGCUUUGUGCCACGAGGAUCUAGAGAUAAUUUCCUCUAAAGUGCAAAAAGAAAUGCAUUCUUCAUUUGUGUGGCUAUUCCAGCAAGUGUUUUCAAGAACUCCGGUUUUGAUGCUACAUGUAAUGAUCCUUUUGGCAAAUUUCAGUGUGCAUUCUGCCUCCCGUGAUAUUGCCGUUGCUGAGACCUCGCCUUCAAGAGUGUCAACAGAACUGUUUUCUGUCGAAGAGAAACAAGUUCAAUACUAUCCCUCAUCACUAUCAUCUUUGGUCUCAGAAACCGGUAUUGGCAGUAUUGGGGAAAAAACACAAAUUGGAGAGUUGCAACUGGAGAGUGAGGCAGAGAUGAAGUUGUGGAACUCAAUGGUGGAUGAUGCAGCAAAGAUGCGGGAAGGUAUUGAUGACGAGGUUCUUGAUCACGAGACAAUGCAAUAUUUCGUUUCACCAGUGUCCGUGGAGCUAGAACCUGACGUCUACGAGGACUAUCUUCGGACGGACCUCUUGUAUCAAAUGAACUUGUCCCAAGAUCCUAAUAAUCCACUUUUACUCUGCAAUUACGCGCAGUUUUUGCACCUUGUUGCUCACGAUUAUGACAGGGCCGAGGAAUGCUUCAAACGAGCAGUACAAGUAUUGCCACUGGAUGCUGAGCCUCUGUGCCUUUAUGCAAACUUCUUAUGGACCGUUAGGAGGGAUUACUGGGGAGCCGAGGACCGGUUCCUGCAGUCCAUGUCAGUCGAACCGAAUAGCUCCUAUUAUGCCUCCAGAUACGCGAAUUUCUUGUGGAACACCGGCGGUGAAGAAACCUGUUUCCCUCUCAACAAUCCCCACAACCCAAACAUGUUGGAGAAAGAAUAAAGAUGGUCCUUUCCUCGUUUCAAGAUUCAAUUGUAAUCGCCGGUGGUCAAGGCCAGAAGUCAAAACACGGAAGAAUUCAUACUGUAACGGUGAAUACUAGUCGAGACGAUGGAGGUGAACUAAGGUUAGGGUGAAGGGAAAGACUUAGAAAUGUUUGAACAGGACAAUUAAGACACCAGAAACAGCCGCUUCCACUUGGAAUUUACCAAAAAAUUCUCAAAUUGUACAGAAGGUAAAGAAUUCGGCGUGCAUGAGUGACAUUUGCAUGCUUGUGGACUGGAAAAAAUGAACAUUAUGUGUAUAUUGCAGAUAAUUUAUGAAAGAGCAAUCAUUUUGAGUUUUGCAUGCAUUUUCUUAUCAGUUUUCUGACAGUGAUUUUCA